This is a messenger RNA of Corvus hawaiiensis (hawaiian crow), 3043 nucleotides long. It is a transcript of the gene RCSD1, whose product is annotated as RCSD domain containing 1. Gene Ontology annotation, molecular function: retromer complex binding; actin filament binding; phosphatidylinositol phosphate binding. The coding region runs from base 671 to 1960 and encodes 429 amino acids. The transcript has 7 exons. The record is from RefSeq and is a predicted model, not a curated record. Gene Ontology annotation, biological process: protein localization to endosome; retrograde transport, endosome to Golgi; skeletal muscle contraction. Gene Ontology annotation, cellular component: WASH complex; early endosome. NCBI's taxonomy places the organism in Eukaryota, Metazoa, Chordata, Aves, Passeriformes, Corvidae.
CCCUUCUCUGGACUCGCUCCAGCACCUCAGUGCCUUUCUUGAACUUAGGGGCCCAAAACUGAGCACAGGACUCGAGGGGCCUCGCCAGUGCCGAGCACAGAGGGAUAAUCCCUGCCCUGCUCCUGCCGGCCACGCUAUUCCUGCUCCAGGCCAGGAUGCCAUUGUUGGCCUUGUCGAACCUCACCGCGCUGACGCCGGCCCACAGAAUUCCCUGACAAUCCGGUUUCCGUGGAGCACCAGGAGCGGCUCCCCGCGCCCACCGGGGGAAGGAAGAAGGGAAGGUGGUGGCAGCGCUCCCGCCGGCCUGUGGGCGGUGCUGGCGGGACGCGGCUCCCGGCGAUGUCCCCGGCCAUGUUCCCGCCGUGUCCCGGCGGCUCCCGCCUGUGCGGGCGGUCCGGGGCAGCUGGACCCGAACCCGUCCCCCCCUCCGGCACCCCCCGGCUCGGAGCCGGCCCGUUCUGCGGGGUCUGAGUGACCCGGGAUAGGCCAUGGCGCGGUGCCCGGCAGCAGCCGUCCGCUGGCAUCAUCCCUGCUUUGUCUGCCUAGGGAAGUCUGUCACAUCCUGGAAGUGUCCAAAAAACGCGUGGAUAUGUCACUUGAGGACAUGCUUUAAUGUAUUCCCCUUGUCUGCAGAGCAUGGGCAGAGAUCCCUGCCUCUUCUCCAGGACACAUGGAACCUUCUGCUCCUGCCUUCUCCUGGCGACGCUCAGGAGAAACCGAAAUUUUCAUAGGAAAAAGAAAAAAAGGAUGCUCUAAACCCCUGAUGUGCAGCCACUCAGCUCAGAACAGGCCAGCAGAGACCAACUCAGAGGUGGACAAGUCGGCAUCACCCUCAGUGGCUCAGCUAGCAGGGAAGUUCAAAGAGCAAGCAGCCAAUAUCCCUGGAAAAGAGGUGCCACCACACAAGCCAACUCGGAGGAAACCACCCUGCUCCCUUCCCUUGUAUUCCCACAAAACUGAGACAAGUGACAAUGAUGAGCAAAAGCGGUCGCCAAAUGCUUGCCCCAUUCCCAAGGUCAAGGUGAAAAGCUCACCCAUGAUUGAAAAGCUGCAGGCCAAUCUGGCUUUUGCUCCGGCUGCUCUGCUGCCGGGAGUGUCUCCCAAAAGCCCUGGGUUGAAAGUCCUGGUUUCUCCGUUCAGCACGCCUCCCUCAACGCCCACCAGCCCAGGGACUCAGUCCCAGCCCAGUGAGACGCCAGUCAGCUUUGAUCAGCCCCCAGAAGGCACUCAGCUGCAGUUCUACAACAAGGUGCGGACACGAGGAUCGAUAAAGCGCAGGCCUCCCUCCCGGAGGUUCCGAAGAUCUCUGUCCGAGUACGGGGACGGGGAAGAUUUAGUGGUCAACUUGUCUUCUCCUGAAAAUGGUGCCAGGGAAGAUGAGGUCUUUGGGCCCAAUGGCAAGACAGAGGAGGCGGAAACAGGGAGCAAAGACCAGAAGAAACAGGCAGGGUCUGAUGAGAAGCCAGCAUCAAGGAGAGGAUCCAGCAGAUCAGAGGAUGAAGAAAAAGGGAGCAAAGAGCAGAAGAAUCAGGCAGAGUCUGAUGAGAAGCCCCCAUCAAGGAGAGGAUCCAGUAGAUCAGAAGAUGGGGAAAAAAGGGAAAAGCAGGCAGAGGAAAUUACUCCUUGCAAGAAUAACACAGGGAAUACAGAGAAGGAAGAAGUGUGUCAUGAUGCCCCAGGAGAGGAGAGCUCUCCUCAGCCUCCCUCUGGAAACAGUGAGUUGUGUGAGGGUUCCCAGGGAGAAGAGCAGCAAAGCACUGCCUGUGAACAAGGAAAGGGGGACAAGGAGAAGGAGGAAGCUGAAGGUGAAACAAAGGAGAGCAGUGAGAGCACAGACACACAGAGAACAUCAGACACUGAAGAAACAGCACUGGCACCCGAACCGCUGCAGGACGCAGUGGGGUUAGAGACUGCCAGUGAGCCUUCAGUGUCAGCCACGCAGGACCAGGGCACAGCGUAGCUGUGACACACAGGUAAGAUGGGCCAGCAUGAUGGUGGCUCCUAAGACACCUGAGGGUUUUGCUGUUAACAAAAAUGGCAACUGUGGCAGAACACAACAACAAUUUUGCUGCUCCCCCCAUGUCAAAAGCCUCAGAUCUCAGGCCUGCAGAGGCUGUGAGGCAGGGUACUCAAAACGACCAGCCCUCCAGCCCUCCUGGGUGGUGUUAUAGAGAGGAUGGAAAAGAAGCAAAGCUGGUUCUGGAUUCAGUAUAAUGGCGAGGCUCUGCUUACCAGGCACCCUCCUGCAUUGCUGUUUUGAAAGCAGUUUGAAAGUACUUGCAGUAAAAAGCACAUUUCCCCAGCAGUAACCAUGUAUACACUGUAUCAGUAUGAUUUCUUACAUAUACAUAUUUAUAUGUGUGCACACGUUGUAUGUAUACAUGUGUACAUAUAUAUUCCCUAUGUGUUCAGCUUGUUAGCUUUGCCAGCAAACCCGGGGCACACCAGUUUCAUGACCAGCUCUGGAAGUGUGCAAGCAGGGGCCUUUGCUACUUGAAAUAAAAGGAUUUCUGCUGGCUAAAGCAGGACUUGUUCCAUGCACUUUCUUGUGUGUUCUGUAACCACUGAUAACAGAGCCACAGAUGCCUGAGGAUGUGUCUCAUCCCACCUCAAUCACCUCCUCUUCAAAUGCUUCCUUGGUUUGGCAAGGAGCAGCUGAAGGAAGGAUUCUGGUGCUCAGGCUGCAGCUCACCUUUGCCUCCUAGCACAGAAACCACCAAAGUACCCCCAGGACUUCCCAGUACUGCCUUUGCUUAGACCCAUGAUUAUUUUUCAUUAUUUCCUUACGUAUUUUCCCCUCUCAGAAGGACAUAUCCAAUCAGGGCAGAGGAGACUUAACAUGUGGAUAGGAGCCAUCUAACCCAAUCAAUGUGGAAGCUACUGGAAAACCUUCAGUGGCAGGAGAGGAGCAGAAUGCAGAAAUCUCCUGAGGUCCAGACUCAUCACAGAGCUGAGUGGCCACUCGCUGCCUCUCUGCUUUGCACCAUCAUAUUUUGGGACGGCUGGAAUAAGACACUGUUUGCAAUCUCUUCGGAGUUCAAAA